AUGUCUGUCCCGUAUCAACCCAGGCAGCGCAAGGCGCCGUCCAAGCCCCUCCCUCCUCCCCCUAUCGACACCGAAAAUGUCGAGGCGCAUCUCCACCCCCACGUCUCGUCCAUUCCCACUGCUAUACCCGACACCCUCACCCCUCUGCGCGCACACUACCUCAAGAAGAGCCUGGUGAACAUCCAAGUCGCGCAUGAGCUCAAGCUCAUUACCGACCCAGUCCUAGGCGCGAAUGCCUUGGGUCUGCUCGGCGAUCCGUUCGUCCUCCCGGAUGCGGCGCGCAAGGAGGCUCUCGCGCGAGUCGCAGAGUCUGGAGGAGGUGUAGGGAGUGACCUCCCCUUCAUCCGAUUCCUCUUCCACCAAUUCGUCCUCCCCUUCCCGUUCCUUGCGUCCGCUCCACCCACAUUCUGGUCCGCCAAGGUCCAGCCCUUCGUUUCGUCGUUCUUAUCAACGACCGGUGUUGCCGCCCAUGCGACGAUGAUGAGUGCGGAGGAGAGGCAUGAGCAGGAAGAGCGAGACAAGCUGUGGACCAAGAUGGAGAAGCACUCGGCGUUGAUGGUCGGCGUGGGAGUCAAGGUGGUAGGCGGGGAAGAGGUCGUACGGAUAGGUCAGCAGGACCUGCGCCGUCUGGAAGAGCAGCAAGAGAUUAGGCGGAAGCGAUGGAUGGAGCAGAGGCAAAAGGAGCUGGAUAUGGGCGGCGGGAUCUCAUUUGACGUGAAUGUCGUCGGUGUGCGAACGGUCAUCGAGAAGGGGCGAGUCAGGAGCAAGAGCCACGAUGAAUUCCUAGUCCGGACUCGGAGAACAGGCGCAAACGAUGUCCACGUCGCCAGGCGUUACGGCGACUUUAAGCGCUUGGCCGAUGAACUUCGACUCGCGUUCCCCGACUACCCCCUUCCCUCGCCCCCUGUCAAAGAUAAGUCGAUCCAAGCGGCCGCGGUCCAGCCGGCGCAAUACUCCUACUACAACCCAUUGAGAAUGUACUACGGCUCCAACCCCUCCACCCCAUCCACGUCUUCCACAUUCGAGGCUGAGGCUCCACCAGCCACACCCCUCAGCCGGGAGAAGAACCGCCUCACCCUUCGUGCAUACCUCCAGAACCUCCUCUCCUUCCCAUUCGUCAUCAACUCGCCUAUCGUCCGGUCUUUCCUCCUCUCCUCGCCUACUAGCCUCACUUCAGCGGAAGUAGCGGACAAUCAGCGCCGCCUCGACGCCGAUGCGGUCAGAGAAGAAGGGCGUAAGCGAUUCAGGGAGGAGGCGGAGAAACGGAUCGAGGCGCUAAGGGAGGGACUGAAUCAGUUCAAGGGGGAUGUACUGAGUACCGAGGGAGGAUUGAAGAAGGUGUUUGAGGUGGUCAGGCGAGUAGAGCGGGUGGAGGAUCUGCCACGAGCAGAAGCGAGCGUGGUGGAAUGGGGACGGAUCUCACUCGCUGCGACCAUCUUCCAGCUCUUUGUCGCGAGCGACACGGCCAGUGAUCAGAUAUACGCCCUCAAGCGGAUCCACGGGCUCAUGCCUUACUUUGUCCUCAAGGGGAUAUUGAAAAUUAGUAAUCCCAUGGCGAUGAUCCGAGGUGUACUGGAUCUCUUCCUCGCUAGGCCGUUCGGCGGACAGUCACUCCUACAAAGAAUGUUCUCGGCGAACCUUACAGACGACGUCCGAGCCAUCUCCGAGGACAUUGUCGCUGUCUCUGACAAGAUUGACGAUCCUGUGCUCUGCCAAAAGAUCGAGCAGUACGCGAUGGCCCCAUUCGAGAUACAGGAGAUGUACCGGAAAGAUGCAGCAACGGAAAAGCUCGACCUGCUCGUGGUGAUCUUGCGCGCACCUGAUCCGCCCACACUCUCCAAGCCGCAAUUUCAGCGUGUCUUCAAGGCCGCUCGGUCUUAUCGCGCAUACAAGCGAGCACAGGAGGAUCUGGAAGAUUCAGACGACGAUCUUGGACCGGAGGAUGAGGAUGCGUGGUUGUUUGAAGAUCUCAAUACGCUCUUGAGGCUCUGGGGGCGUAAACGGGAAAAGGAGCAGCUCUUGGCUCUGAUCUUUGAAGGCGUUACAGCGGAACUUCUCAAGGAUAUCAUCACCAUCUUCUACUCGCCUCUCGCGCAGGUGUACAAGGCGGCCAGUAUCGCCGAUUCCCUAGGCGACCUGCAGAAUUUCCUCAAUGACAUGAUCCGGACGGUUGAGCAGGUGGAAGAAUUAUCGCAAGAAAACCCCGGUCGGACCGUUCAAACCUUCAUCGACCUGGUCCAACGGCACGAGCAAGCCUUCUACACCUUUGUCCACAACGUCCACUCGAAAGGCCAAGGCCUCUUUGACAGCCUCAUGGGCUGGAUUGAGCUCUUCCUCAACUAUGCUCGCGUCGGACUCGCCCAGCCCCUGGAUCUCGAGUUCCUCCUUCCCGCCCCCGGACCCGAUCGGCAGCGGAUCAUGGCCGAAGUGGACGCUGUGGCGCAGUACCACUACCGCCUCAAGGUGGCGCACGAGGAGAAGAUCCGGCGGCGGUUCCGCCAAGAAGCGGCCGGGGAGGAAGAGGCCGCGUUGCUCGAUUCGGUCAUGGCGAGUUUGAGCCUGGAUGAGACUGCGCUGGGCGACGCAGUCGAGGCGGAUGAAGAGGAGGGGGAUGAUGACCUGGAUGAGGAGGAUUAUUUGGAGGAUCUGGAAGCGUCGCCAUUCCUCGUCAAGCCGGAUGAUAAGGAGAAGGAGAGGACAGGGAGUAGCUCGGGAGGGAAGAGCGGGAUCUUUGGUCGCAAGCAUCACGGGGAGCAACAGCCGGCGGCACAGGCGCCGAUGCAGGCCCAGCCGCAACAUCCGCAUCACCCGCCCAGACCGCCAAAGCAGAAGCGGAGACAUGAUAAGAGGGUCCACGAGUUGAUGGAGCAUCCGAAGAUUGAGGCGAUCGAGGAGCUUAGGCCGGUGUUUGUGGAGAUGUUACGACCAAUGCUGAAAGUCCGACCGAUACAGUAG
Molecule: messenger RNA, 2955 nt
Organism: Dioszegia hungarica
Lineage: Eukaryota; Fungi; Basidiomycota; Tremellomycetes; Tremellales; Bulleribasidiaceae
Exons: 12
Coding region: 1-2955 (984 amino acids)
Molecular function (GO): phosphatidylinositol binding
Source: RefSeq, a predicted model, not a curated record